This is a messenger RNA of Scophthalmus maximus (turbot), 1721 nucleotides long. RefSeq lists its product as uncharacterized. The transcript is spliced from 5 exons. The record is from RefSeq and is a predicted model, not a curated record. NCBI's taxonomy places the organism in Eukaryota, Metazoa, Chordata, Actinopteri, Pleuronectiformes, Scophthalmidae. Bases 793 to 1464 code for a protein of 223 amino acids.
AUGCAAACUCCACACAGAAAGGCCCUGUUCGGUUUGAACCGGAAUUCGAACCCAGAACGUUCUUGCUGUGAGGCGAAAGUGCUAACCACUACACCACCGUGCAGCCCCAUUGACGAUCAAUGGAAGGAAAUUUGUAUUAAAAUAUAUAAUAGUUCUAUAAAGGUUAGACAUAGACUUAUACAAUUCAAGAUUGUACAUAGACUCCACUACACCAGACAAGUGCAAACACAGGUACGCUGGCCCAUCAGCUGUGGUUUUGCCCCAGGCCCCGCCCUUUCCUGUCGCUUAUACCUGAUUAUAUAUCAAAGGCUUAUAGUAAGAGAUAAGAGAACAAGAUCCCUUACAUGCGGUUGACAUAUAGAGCAAUAUUUAUUAUUUUAAAAUGUAAAAUUGUUUCUUUUAUUAUUAUUAUCACUGUAUUCUUUUUUUUCUAUUUGCUGUUUGUUGCUCUAGACUUUGCUUUAAUCCUCAUGCUCAGUUGUAUCUGGGCAUAUAGAAUUACCUUGCCUCUAUGUUUUACGCUGAGUGCCUCCGCUGUAAUGUAUGCACUGCCUGUCCUUGAUAAACUCAAUUAACAGAUUCAAUAUAUAUGUACUGAGCAAGUUUGAAUCAUUCCUUCAUGUCCACUAGUACUUGUGGAAACAGCUGAUCAAUCAGGUAAGUUAAAUGUUCAAUGGGCUACAGAGCUUAUCUAGAAAAUGUUUUCAUCUACCGUUGAGAGCAUUUACUGUUUUUUUUUUUUGCAAUUGCAUUUUCUUUCCCAUCACUCUUUUCUAAUGUGAUAUCUACCACAUGGCAUCCAGAUCCCAGCGACAGUGUUUGAGCGAAAGUUAUAGCUUAAAUGACAGUAAAGAUGCAAAAAUUGAAAGCACCAGAAAUCGGCCAAAAGAACUGGGUGCCGUCUGUACUGUACAGAACAGAGGCACUUUAAGACCACCUUCCGCCCGACCCUCCCACCCAGCACCACUCCGGCUGCCUCCCUCGCCAUGCCCUGCCCAGGCUCAUUACACGGAAUCCAUGAUUUCUGUCCUCAGCCACUGCGAGGCACAGACGAGAAAAGAGCAACAAGCGGGUCAACGUUGUCUCAGUCGGAUCAGGAAAAUGCACAUCUCAUUGUCUCUUCUCGUCUUAUUCUUCAUGGGUUCAACUGCCAAAAAGCAAGGGGAUUUUGGCAUUUUUACCGCCUGCGUCACCAAGAAUGGGAGCCUCAGGUUGAACUGCCACUACGCAUACUGUCAGAGCUCUCCAUCGUUCGACUGUGAGUUCAAGACAUCGGACGGGGUCGUGAUGGCCAAGGCGUCUGACGAGAUGUGCAAGUUUAUCCUCCCGGACCAGGGUCGGCUGGCCGCCAAUGAGGCCGUGAGCUACAACUGCACCCUGACCCGAAGGAAGAGGAACGAAGAGAAGCAAAUCACCAUAGACCGCAGCGUACGCAAAGGGAAACAAGCCAUCAGGCCCUGCUGACUCCUGCACCGGGAUCCGGCCGCAGCGUGACCUGUGCUGACACUGUACCCGCGGAGGCUCCUUGUUGGACCCACACAGACACACAGCAUGAGGCGCUGACCAACAGAAAUCUGUGUCAUAUUUGCACGUCGUCUUCUGUACUCAGAAGAUUUUUUCUAUGUGGUUUGCGUGACGUCAUGUUCUUGUGUUGGCACUUUAACAGCCUUGUAGUUGUCUUGUGCAGCAUGAAUCAAGUACCAAUAAAAUAGUCACUGGCU